CGACCCCACCGUAUCCCACCGUCGCACCCUUCACUGCGCUCGCUUUCGCCCGCUUCCAUCCGCUCACCGCCCUCGCGAUGCCGUCGCCUGCCACGGCCACGGCCGCGGCCGCGGGAGCGCCUCUCCAUCGCCGCCCAUGCGCGCCGCGACGCCCCGCGCAGGCCUCUCCUUGCUCUCUCGCCGCCCGGGCGGUCGUCGAAUCCGCGCGCCACCCCGUCCCGACCCCGCUGCUCGCCCGCAGGCCCCGGCCGUCUCUGGCGGUGGCGAGGGCGGCGAGCCCCGACGCCGCCACCGGGGCGCGGUCUCCUGGCUCCGGCGGCCAGAUGCUGGUGUUCGUCCCGCCGCACCCGCUGAUCAAGCACUGGGUCUCCGUCCUGCGCAACGAGCAGACGCCCUGCGCCGUCUUCAGGAGUGCUAUGGCAGAGCUUGGUCGUCUGCUCAUAUAUGAAGCCUCCAGGGAUUGGCUGCCUACAAUCACAGGAGAGAUCCAAACACCCGUGGCUGUUUCAAGUGUUGAAUUUAUUGAUCCAAGGGAGCCUGUUAUGGUUGUUCCAAUUCUGAGAGCUGGUCUUGCUCUAGCUGAAAAUGCUUCAUCAAUUUUGCCAGCCACCAAGACUUAUCACCUCGGACUGCGUAGGGAUGAAGAAACACUUCAACCUUCAGUAUAUCUCAACAACUUGCCAGAAAAGAUUCCAGAGGGGACCCGUGUGCUAGUUAUUGAUCCAAUGCUGGCCACCGGUGGGACAAUCGUUGCUGCCGUUGAGUUGUUGGUUGACCGUGGAGUUACAAGCAAACAAAUUAAAGUUGUAUCAGCUGUUGCGGCACCUCCUGCGCUACAAAAGCUCAGCAACAAGUUCCCUGGGCUCCAUGUGUAUGCAGGGAUGAUCGACUCUGAAGUAGAUGAGAGAGGGUACAUAGUUCCAGGGUUGGGAGAUGCUGGUGAUAGAAGCUUUGCUACAUAAUCGGACUUCUCAUUUUUGACAGAUUGUUCUGCCAGCAAGAAUCGUAUAUGCUGUUUUCCUAAUGCCGUAUUGGAGUAACUGAGAUUGUAUUGCCUUAUUCCAGAAUUAUGUUCUUCUUGGUAUAUAUUUCCAUUUUUUUACCAUUCUGUAAUUGUCCAUUCUGUAUUUAUUUUUAUGUGAUUAUAAUGAAAUAUAUGAUCAACUCA
This is a messenger RNA of Hordeum vulgare subsp. vulgare (domesticated barley), 1168 nucleotides long. Its product is annotated as uracil phosphoribosyltransferase. Bases 78 to 962 code for a protein of 294 amino acids. Gene Ontology annotation, molecular function: uracil phosphoribosyltransferase activity. NCBI's taxonomy places the organism in Eukaryota, Viridiplantae, Streptophyta, Magnoliopsida, Poales, Poaceae. The transcript is spliced from 11 exons. The record is from RefSeq and is a predicted model, not a curated record. Gene Ontology annotation, biological process: uracil salvage.